AUGAGUAAAGAAUUAAGCGCUGCCAACAUGGAAAAAGGUCCACGCAUUGGCAUCCGUCACAUUCAGACUCUGUUGCUUUUUCUUAACAUAGUUGUUGUGUACAUGAGUCGCCUGAAUAUAUCUGUCGCUGUAGUGGCGAUGACAAAUGCCGAAAGUACAAAUCCCAAUUUUCCGGAAUUUGAUUGGACCACAAAACAAAAGUCCUACAUCAUAUCCAGUUUCUACUGGGGUUAUAUAAUUACACAAUUUCCUAGUGGCUAUUUAUGUCGACGUUUUGGCACAACUCCUGUGAUGCUCAUCUGCACUUUCGUAUCGGCGGUGUUCAGUUUACUUACACCAUUUCUGGUGCAGUGGGGAGACUGGCAGGUAUACUGCGCCAUUCGUAUAAUACAGGGUCUCUUUCAGGGUACACUUUUCCCAGCUGUUCAUGAGCACAUCGCCAAAUGGUCGCCGCCAUCGGAACGUAACACGAUGGGUGCGCUUACAUACUCAGGCAUGGAUUGUGGCACUGUGUUGGCUAUGCUUGCAAGUGGUUUGAUAGCCAGUAGUCCUCUAGGCUGGCCGGGUAUUUCAUAUAUCUCAGGUGGUAUUUGUUUUGUUUGGUGCGCGCUGUGGUUUAUACUGGCUGCUAAUAAUCCACCAUCGUCUCGUUUUAUAACCGAUGAAGAGUGUGAGUACAUUGAGAAUGAACAAUAA
Messenger RNA from Rhagoletis pomonella (apple maggot), 696 nucleotides. Its product is annotated as putative inorganic phosphate cotransporter. Gene Ontology annotation, biological process: transmembrane transport; monoatomic anion transport. The record is from RefSeq and is a predicted model, not a curated record. NCBI's taxonomy places the organism in Eukaryota, Metazoa, Arthropoda, Insecta, Diptera, Tephritidae. The transcript is spliced from 4 exons. Bases 1 to 696 code for a protein of 231 amino acids. Gene Ontology annotation, molecular function: transmembrane transporter activity. Gene Ontology annotation, cellular component: plasma membrane.